AGCCGCUGCCACUGCUUCUGGUCUCGUCUCCGUCUAGUUGGCUCGGGUCUGUCAGAGCGCGAGGACGGACACUUUUUGGGGAUACGCAAGUACGCGUGGAGCACUAACUCGCCGAAAGAUUAAUAACAAGCCUUUAUCAGUUGAACGUCACGUCACGGCAUGUAACAGCUACCAAGUGAGGAGCUAGCGAACAGUUGGCAAAUUUGGUGCGCGUCUUCGUCGCGAGCCUACCGCGAGCUACGUACGCGACCGUCAAGAAAGAAGGACCUCUUUGUGGUGGACCCCUACCGUGUUGCGACCCGCUCAGGGCAUGUUUGCACAUGGAUGGAUUCAGAUGCUGAGCUGAGCUAAGGAGCUUUCAAGACAGCGGGAAAGCGGGGUAUUUGACGGCGUCAUUGAGUCCAGCAGAACCUGACAGUUGCCGUCAUGUGUUCCUGCUGAGUCGUCACUUUGGGGCGUCACCAUGAGGCGGACGCCGCCUCCACCCCACUCACCCAGUUUGCUACCCUCGCCCCUCCCCUUCCUGCCGCUGCUGUUGCUGCUGGAGACCGCCGCCUCCUUGCCGCCUCCCACCGGUGCCGCCGCCCCAUUCCCGCAGGACCUGGAGCCCAUCAGCGUGGUCGGACGAGACGCUUCCUACUUGUUCCCCAGUUUCCAAGGCUUGACAGAGGACAAUGACACGGAGCGUCUGGGUCUGGACUUCCAGAGAAUGCUGAGGAUCAACCACAUGCUCUACAUCGCCGCACGGGAUCACGUUUUUGCCAUCAAUUUGGCGGCCUCCACGGAGCAAAUCCUCCCGCAGCAGAAGCUGACGUGGAAGACCAAGGACGUGGAUAAGUGCACCGUGCGAGGGAAAAACAGCGACGAAUGUUACAAUUACAUCAAAGUUUUGGUGCCGCGCAACGAUGAGACGUUGUUUGCGUGCGGUACCAACGCCUUCAACCCAACAUGCCGGAACUACAAGAUGUCGACUUUGGAGCAGGACGGUGAGGAGAUGGUCGGUCAGGCUCGUUGUCCCUUCGAGUCGCAUCAGUCCAACGUUGGGCUUUUUGCAGGAGGCGACUUCUACUCGGCGACUAUGACCGACUUCUUGGCGAGCGAUGCCGUCAUCUACCGCAGCCUGGGCGAGAGUCGCCCCGUGUUACGGACUGUCAAGUACGAUUCGAAAUGGCUGCGAGAGCCUCACUUCCUGCACGCCAUCGAGUACGGAAACUUUGUGUACUUCUUCUUCAGCGAGAUCGCGGUGGAGUACACGUCGCUGGGCAAGGUGGUUUUCUCCAGAGUGGCGCGCGUGUGUAAGAACGACAAUGGCGGUUCUCCUCGAGUUCUGGAGCGCUACUGGACGUCCUUUCUAAAGGCUCGCCUCAACUGCUCCGUGCCGGGCGACUCCUUCUUCUACUUCGACGUGCUGCAGUCCCUCACUAACGUGCUUCAGAUCAACCGCCGGCCCGCCGUACUCGGCGUCUUCACCACGCAGGCCAACAGCAUCACCGGCUCGGCCGUGUGCGCCUUUUAUAUGGACGACAUCGAGAAGGCCUUCAGCGGGAAGUUCAAGGAGCAGAAGAACAGCGAGGCGGCCUGGACGCCCGUCCCUGACGAGCAGGUUCCCAUACCAAGGCCCGGCUGCUGUGCUGGCGAAGGCUCAGCUGCCGACCUCAAGUCGUCCACCGCCUUCCCCGACGACACGUUGACCUUCAUCAAGUCCUACCCGCUUAUGGAUGAAGCGGUGCCGUCCGCCAAUAACCGGCCACUCUUCACCAGGACCACCAGCAGGUUCAAGUUGACUCAGAUCGCAGUGGACACAUCGGCGGGCCCCAACAGGAACUUCACAGUGAUCUUCUUGGGUUCCGAGGACGGCCGAGUCCUCAAAGUUCUCACCAGCACGGAUGGAAACAACCAGACGCUCAGCACCACAAUCUUGGAGGACAUCACGGUCUACAACCCCAACAAAUGCAACGUGAGGGGGGAGGAGCGUCAGGUGUUGGGGAUGGAGCUUGACCGAGACCACCACGCCCUCUUCGUGGCCUUCUCAGGCUGCGUCAUCCGCGUGCCGCUCAGCCGCUGCGACGACUACGACUGCAAGACACGCUGCCUGUCCUCCCGGGAUCCAUACUGCGUGUGGCUGAAGGCUGGAAAGUGUGUCGCCGCCACACCCGGAUCCAAAGGCGCCUUUGAACAGGACGUCGAGAACGCCGCUCUUCUCCAUCCUAACACCUGUCACGAUGUCCUGGCGACCACUCGUAAGCAUAACACGCCUCUGGACUCGGCUUACGGGAAGGCCACACCCACAAGCACCGGCCCGUCCAAUCAUAAGGAGGCAGGUGACCCUGAAAGAGGUCCAGGUCCGGAAGGCCCUCCCUACGAGGGGGGGCAAGGGUCACCUGACUCGGAGCCAAUCAUUGUGGAGAUGGAGGGUGUUCGCCGACCUUCCGAAGUGGACAAGAGCAACCACAGCGUCCACUACACGCUGCUGAUCGCCUGCGUCCUGGUGGCCUUCGUGCUGGGCGCCUUCCUCUCGGGCUUUUUGGUGUCCUGCUAUUGCAACCGGGCCGGGCACAAGACCCGCAAGCUCCCCAAGGACCCCGAGGUCCAGAUCCCGCACGCGCUGUCCCUCCGCAGCCUGGCCAAGCUCAACGGCCUCCUGGAGGGCGGCGCCGGCAAGGAGGACAAGCUGGAGACGUCCUCCCCGAAGAUCUACAGUUCUUUGUUCUCCAAGGAGGCGCCCCGGAGGAGCGCCCACCACGGCAUGUCCGUGGGGGACCUGGUGCUGCCCCACCACCAUCACCACCACCACCUGCGCUCGUCCUCGGAGCUCUCCGGUUUGCCCACGCCGGACUCCACGCCCGAGCUGCCCAUCAAGAGCAUGAAGGCCUUCCGGAACCAGUGGGAGAAGAACCACAACUGCAACAACGCUUCGCGCUCGCCUUCGGCCCAUGUGUUCCCUUACGGGGCGUCGCGUCUCCCCGACGAGCGGAAAGUCUACAACGCCGAGCGGCUCCUGCCGCAACACCCCGGCUACGUCCACAAGGUGAUGGAAGUCACCUCAUUGGACGAGCUGCUCAAACACAUCCACGAUGGGAGUGGCGCCAAGACGCCGCAGCUGGUCAGCCCGGCGGCGGGACAUCAUAUCGGCGGGACGGCGGCGGGGCACCUGGCCUACGCUGGCCGCGUCCAGCCCCAUAUCCCAGAAACGGAGUCGGCGCCGUACUAUAGCUCGUCCACGCUGCCCCGCGACAGCCUGACCCGCCGCAUGGACGUCCCUCCGGACCCGCCGCCUCCGCCGCACACGUCUACGCUGGAGCGUCGCCAAACCUCGUCCCAAAGGCAUUCCUUCAUGGGCGCUGGCGGGGCAGCUCUCCCGCGCCAUCACAGCUUCAGCCAGCGCAUGAGCGCCGCCGGCGGCGGCCACCAGCCGCCACCCCUCCUGGCGCGCAUGAACUCCACAGGAAGUUGCGAGGGUCACUUCCCCCUCCUGCCUCCCGGCUACUUGGCGCGCUACAACGCCGCCCAGCAGGACGGGCCUCUCAGGGGCGGCGACAUUCGGAGGGGGGCCCCCCUAAAACCCGACGCCCCGCCCAAGCCGCUCUUUAUUCCCGCCUCCUCGCCCGUCAGCCCGCACGCCAACUUCAACUACUGACACUGUUUGGGCCACGGAGCCAUGCCUCAAGUUGACGUGGGAAAUGAUCUUUGUACCAUAUUGGUAUUGUUCUCUUGGACGCUACAUUGACCGACCUUUCAUCGGAGCGGAGUGGAGCGGCUGAAGGCCUCCUCUGCGUGCGACAGCGACGCCGCAACUCCAUCAUGGACAAUGACAUCCACCUCGAAAUGAAUGACAACGCCGACGACAUUGACUCCAUUUAUUAACUAUAUCAACAGCUCGACUGUCCACGUGAGCAAAUAGACGGCAACACAACAUUGACAGUGACGCAAAGGUUGCACAAAGCGCUGCGAUGCUUGGUUCUCGUUUUCUUUGCGAUGUCAUUGUGUUUGAUAACCAGAAUGUGUUUAUAUUAUGCAUGUGUGUGUGCGUGCGCGCGCGUGUGUGUGCGAGCACGUGUAUACUGUAUGUGUGUGUAGAGCCACAUACAGUAUAUACUAUCUGCAGUAUAUAUAAAUAAUAUAUAUAUAUGUUAAUGUGUGUCAAGUUGUGAUGACAAAUUAGCAAGAAAGUAACUUUUGUCUUUUGCCUUAUUAUACUCGAACUACCCCUAAAGCCCCCCCCCCUCCCCUCCCCACUACAAGAAACUAAACCACAGCCAAAAACUGUCAACAAAUAUAUUUGGGGAUUUUUACUAAAAUGACUUCACUGCAUCACAGAAUCUUGACUUGUCGUUUGGCCACAGUAUUUUGUUUCUUUCUGUUUUUGCAUCAAGAUUCCAUUUUUUUGAAGCCCACCUUUUUAGGGCUGAAGCGGAUGACUCACUGGCGCCUUUUUUUUCUUCUUUAACGUUUGAUUGUCGUUCAUAUGGACAUUUCUCCAGUGGGAACAUUUUGGACCGCCUGAGGCCAACAUUCCCGUACAAAGUGCAACAACAACAAUGGCUGCACUUCUUAUUGACACACUUUGUGGCUAAUGCUUGUAAAUAAAAUCAUACUGACGACACAAA
Messenger RNA from Syngnathus typhle (broad-nosed pipefish), 4607 nucleotides. RefSeq names its product sema domain, transmembrane domain (TM), and cytoplasmic domain, (semaphorin) 6E (gene sema6cb). The transcript has 21 exons. Gene Ontology annotation, molecular function: semaphorin receptor binding; chemorepellent activity. Bases 464 to 3637 code for a protein of 1057 amino acids. Gene Ontology annotation, biological process: neural crest cell migration; axon guidance; negative chemotaxis. NCBI's taxonomy places the organism in Eukaryota, Metazoa, Chordata, Actinopteri, Syngnathiformes, Syngnathidae. The record is from RefSeq and is a predicted model, not a curated record.